UGUGCCAGUACGCUGUAUUGCUCUCUCCUUUUCCAUCUCCUCUUCCACUCAGGCCGGACGCAGUCUACCCCACGCCGUUCGUCUAAUAUCCUAAGAUGAAUGUAGAGAAGCUUCAAAGGAUGGCUGGUUCUGUCAGGACAGGUGGCAAGGGAACCGUGAGAAGAAAGAAGAAGGCAGUUCACAAGACAAAUACAACUGAUGACAAAAGGCUUCAAAGCACACUUAAGAGAAUAGGUGUGAAUUCCAUUCCUGCCAUAGAAGAGUUGAACAUAUUCAAGGAAGAUGAAGUGAUCCAAUUCAUUAAUCCCAAAGUCCAGGCUUCAAUUGCUGCCAAUACUUGGGUUGUCAGCGGGUCCCCUCAGACUAAGAAAUUGCAGGACAUCCUACCCCAGAUUAUUAACCAAUUAGGUCCUGAUAACCUGGAGAACUUGAAAAAGUUGGCAGAACACUUCCAAAAACAACCUAUCCCAGGUACCGGCGCAGCUGCUACUGAAGAAGACGAUGAUGAUGUGCCUGAGCUAGUAGAAGGUGAAACCUUCGAAGAAGCUGCUGCAGUUGAGGAUCAUUAAUAAAACUUGACUAGUUUUUGUGUGAUUGGAGUACUUUAAUUUAUUAUCUAUGCUUCACCGUUGUUUAUUUAAACAAUCUUUGAACUCUACAAGUUUUGAAUUCACUUUACCAUGUGCCCAAUUGUUGUUCUGUAUAAUUUGUAUUGUGCGUCAUAGAAAGUGAAGAAUGAAGUUGGUGAUUAAGUUAUUCACAACAUGGUUUAAUGUGAAGUUUAUGAAGAACGGAACAACUAUUGGGAAAAAUGGAAACAAAGAAGCUAAAUCAAGAAAUGAAAUGAUG
Messenger RNA from Cuscuta europaea, 849 nucleotides. NCBI's taxonomy places the organism in Eukaryota, Viridiplantae, Streptophyta, Magnoliopsida, Solanales, Convolvulaceae. The record is from the annotation of a GenBank genome assembly.